UCACACAGUAAGGUUAAGUGCACACGCGUUUUAAUAUUAUAGUAUACAAAAAAAAAGUCUCAAAGUGUUAAGCAUAAUGGGUAUUGAAUCUAAACAUUUAUUAGAUUUAAGUGUUGAAGACUUGCAUAAAUUUCUAGAUUCCUUCGACCAUGUCCUCUCCGAUUGCGAUGGUGUUAUAUGGACUCAAGAUUCUUUGCCGCGAGUCGGAGAGUUCUUUAAACAGAUGAAGAAACGCGGGAAGACAGUAAAUUUCGUUUCCAAUAACAGCCUUCGAUCCAGAGCAAAUUAUGAAGCUCAAUUCAAAGCAGCCAGCAUCGACAACGGCUUUGAGAGCCUGAUCAUUCCAUCUAUCGCAGUGGCAGAGUACCUUAAAUCAGUUACAUUCAAUAAAACUGUUUACUGUGUAACCUGUACUGAGACCAAAAGAGUCUUAGAAGCUCACGGAUUCAAAUGCAAGGAAGGUCCAGAUCUAGGGCCGGAGUACUAUGGCGAAUACAUCCAGUAUUUAGAAGACGAUGAAGAGAUAGGAGCCGUCGUUUUUGACAGCGACUUUAAGAUAAACUUGCCGAAAAUGUACCGAGCCAUAACCUACCUGAAAAGACCUGAGGUCCUCUUCAUAAAUGGGGCGACUGAUAGGAUGGUGCCCAUGAAAACUGGUCUUUUGGGUUUAGGGACGGGAGUUUUUACAGAUCUGGUUACGGUAGAAGUGAAACGAGAGCCCGUGCUGCUUGGGAAGCCAGGAAGGGUUUUCGGUGAAUUCGCUAUGAAGCGAGCCGGCAUCACCGAUCCCAGUCGAGUUCUUUUUAUCGGUGACAUGAUCGCCCAAGAUGUAUCUCUAGGGAAAGCAGUUGGUUUCAACACUUUAUUAGUUUUAACGAACACUACCAAAGAAGAAAUGUUGUCACACACAAUACGACCAGAUUACUACGCGGCGUCUCUUGGUAGUAUUGUGCCUCUAAUUCAGUAAAUUGUUUAAGUUAUUAGGAAAAAAUGAUUUAACUAGUAGGACAAAUACAUUUCCCUUCUAGCUGUGAAGAAUAUGUAUUUGUGAAACUAAGCUAAAUCUCGAAAUUAAUCGUUCUGUGUACUUAUCUACUAAUCAGACGUCGAAUGUUCAUUCAUAAUAUAUCAAUUAUUUUAAUCUUUUUGAGAGGGUACUCAGGUCAUAGGUAGGCAGCGGCUUGGCUUUGCCCCUAGCAUUGCUAAAGUCCAUGGGCGACGGUAACCACUCACCAUCAGGCGGGCCGUAUGUUCGUCUGCCUACAAAGGCAAUAAAAAAAGAGGGUACCUGUAGAUAAAGUCAAUGACACCACCGACCUUGAGAUAUGAAGUCGGGGUAUUUUUUUUUGCAUAUAGAUUUUCCUUUUGCAUUGUAACGUAUAGCUACUGUGACAGAAAUAUGGAGACUAAAGUUAUCUACCCUUGAUCCCUCCAUCGACCAAUCACAAGCUACUCGUGUUUGCUUUAGAUUUAUUUUUAUUGUAUGUACGUGAUGCCUAUGAGAUAAUUUAUUUAGUGCAAGUGAUUUUGUAGCAUUUAUUGCAUUGUAGAUAAGGAUCAAACUACUCAAAGUUUAAUUUAUUCUGUGAUUCGUUUUGUUUGUUUUUUUUUCAUAUCUUCCCAUAAAUUAGUUUUGCUCUUAACAUAAUAAUGAGUAGUUAAUCUUGCGGCUGUUUAAAUAAUUUCUUAUGAAUCAAUUGUGUAUCUUUAUAUUUUCAAAGUUAUAAUACAUUUCUUCAAAAAUAUUUUUUUUAAUAAUUCAAUGUGAUGUAACGAUGAUUUUUUUAUGUUCAUUAAAUUCGACCAUAGUCACUCAUAGAUUUAGAUUUAUUUAUGUAUCGGAUUGUCUUUUUUGUACAUCAUUGGCGUUUUCGAAAAAAAAUCCUAUACUUUCUAAAUAUAUUCAUAAAUACUUUUGAUAUACACAUGAACAAGCGUAAUUGACU
This is a messenger RNA of Bombyx mori (domestic silkworm), 1946 nucleotides long. Its product is annotated as 4-nitrophenylphosphatase. Lineage: Eukaryota; Metazoa; Arthropoda; Insecta; Lepidoptera; Bombycidae. Gene Ontology annotation, molecular function: phosphatase activity. The record is from RefSeq and is marked provisional.